Molecule: messenger RNA, 756 nt
Organism: Ramularia collo-cygni
Lineage: Eukaryota; Fungi; Ascomycota; Dothideomycetes; Mycosphaerellales; Mycosphaerellaceae
Exons: 1
Coding region: 1-756 (251 amino acids)
Biological process (GO): regulation of DNA-templated transcription
Cellular component (GO): nucleus
Molecular function (GO): DNA-binding transcription factor activity, RNA polymerase II-specific; RNA polymerase II cis-regulatory region sequence-specific DNA binding
Source: RefSeq, a predicted model, not a curated record
AUGGCAGGCAAAUCAAAAUGUGAGGUGGCCAGACUCCUGGGCAGACCCUUCAGGUCCAUUUGGUCAAGAAUAAAGUCGAUUGGUAUUAAACCUCCGCGGCUCCGGGAAUAUUACACGGCUGAAGAAACUGCAAAGCUCCUACACCUCACAAAUAAAGGAGUCGCUUGGGAGGAGAUUCGAACACACUUCCCGGAUAGGACUUGCACGGCAUUGCGAAACACACAAGCCCGACUGAAAAAUGAAAUCUACCAACCCAUGAACAACAUCAAGCAUCGUUUCUCUCGCGAAGRGGACAGACGUAUACUUGAUUUGAGAGAUAACGCAUCAUCGCCGGCGUCUUGGACCGAGAUCGCUCGAAAGAUGGGCCGUACCCCAUACGCAGUUCAAUCACGCUACACUCGAUGUGUACCUGAAAAAGCUUUGAGAACCACCGCCUUGAAUCCUCGUCGGUGGACUGCCGCUCAAAUGGAAGGGCUCCGUGGAUACGUGUCAGAGGGUAUGCAACCUUCGGACAUUGCCCCCAGACUGGGUAGAACUGAGACGUCGGUCCGGAACAAAAUUCACUGGAUCAAGAGGGAUUUGAAUGACGUCGAUCCAAUUGAUGCUCAGAGACUACGACGCCCUUGGUCUGCUGAAGACUCAGAGUACCUACGUGCACUUGGAGCGGGACGCCAUGACUGGGCGAAGCUUGCAACACGUAUGGGCAGAAGCGCGCAAGCUAUUUACAGCAAGUGGUACGCUCUUCGACAAGAUUAG